AUGGGCAUGGGAGGUGUUAUUCGUACCGAUGGCACGCACCCCAUCCGCCUCUUGAUCUCACACAACCAGAUGGGCACUAUCAUUGGCCGUCAAGGUUUGAAGAUCAAGCAGAUCCAAGACGCGUCUGGUGUCCGCAUGGUCGCUCAGAAGGAGAUGCUGCCGCAGUCGACUGAGCGCAUCGUGGAGGUCCAAGGCUCGCCCGGUGGCAUUGAAAAGGCCAUCUGGGAAAUUGGCAAGUGCCUCAUCGACGACCAUGAGCGUGGUUAUGGUACCGUUCUUUACAAUCCUGCGGUGCGUGUUCAGCCUGGUGCUGGUGCUGGUCCAUUGUCGAACGGCGGCCCCGCUGGCGGCCUGGGUGGCGGUCGUUCAUACAAUCGCACCGGUCACGGUGCCGACUUUAGCGACGCUCCGCCUGCCUUUACACGUCGCUCUGGCUCUGAUGCUGCCAGCCGCCCCCCUCCUCCUACCCAUACCGAGGAUGGCGAAGAGAUGCAGACCCAAAACAUUAGCAUUCCCUCGGACAUGGUCGGUUGUAUCAUUGGUCGCGGCGGCACCAAGAUCAGUGAGAUCCGCAAAACCUCUGGUGCCCGCAUCUCCAUCGCCAAGGCUCCGCACGACGACACUGGCGAGCGCAUGUUCACCAUCACUGGUAGCGCCAGUGCCAACGAAAAAGCGCUCUAUCUGUUGUAUGAGAACUUGGAAGCGGAGAAGAUGCGCCGCAGUCAAGCCCAGGAAUAG
This is a messenger RNA of Plenodomus lingam JN3, 738 nucleotides long. RefSeq lists its product as uncharacterized. Gene Ontology annotation, cellular component: cytoplasm; nucleus. Lineage: Eukaryota; Fungi; Ascomycota; Dothideomycetes; Pleosporales; Leptosphaeriaceae. Gene Ontology annotation, biological process: 3'-UTR-mediated mRNA stabilization. Gene Ontology annotation, molecular function: mRNA 3'-UTR AU-rich region binding. The record is from RefSeq and is a predicted model, not a curated record.